Durotheca rogersii is the source of this 2133-nucleotide messenger RNA. Its product is annotated as ABC transporter transmembrane region 2. Gene Ontology annotation, biological process: fatty acid beta-oxidation; peroxisome organization; long-chain fatty acid import into peroxisome. The record is from RefSeq and is a predicted model, not a curated record. The transcript has 3 exons. Gene Ontology annotation, cellular component: peroxisomal membrane. Gene Ontology annotation, molecular function: ABC-type transporter activity; ATP binding; ATP hydrolysis activity. NCBI's taxonomy places the organism in Eukaryota, Fungi, Ascomycota, Sordariomycetes, Xylariales, Xylariaceae. The coding region runs from base 1 to 2133 and encodes 710 amino acids.
AUGGCGGCGCAGUCCAAGCUUGCUCUCCCCGACCGGUCAAUCAAGAGCGUCAUCGCACAGCUCACCAAGCUGUAUGUGUCGAACCGGACCCGGAUCUCCCGCGCCGUCUACCUUACCCUUCUGGUUGCGCUCGUGAACCGCGUCCGGAAUGCCGUCUCUGAGCAGAAGGCUGCGUCCGCGCGCGAGGCGGCCAAGCGCCAGUCGGGCACGACCUCGGUAGACGAACCCGACGCUGCCACCAAGAAGAAGCGGGUUGAGCUGAACCGCGAGUUCUUCAAGUCCCUGCUGAGACUUCUGAGAAUAGUAAUCCCUGGCGUACGGACCAAGGAGACCCGACUCAUCGUCAGCCACAGCUUCUUCCUCGUCGUGCGAACGCUUAUCAGUCUCAAAGUCGCCGAGAUGGACGGCGCGAUCGUCAAGGCCCUCGUCAAGGGAAACGGGAGGGAGUUCCUCACGAGGAUAGUGUGGUGGAUGCUGAUUGCUGUCCCCGCGACCUUCACAAAUUCAAUGUUGUCGUAUCACCAAGCCGAAUUGUCCCUCCGAUAUCGAACACGGCUGACCCAGUACAUACACGACAAGUAUCUCUCUCAACUCACGUUCUAUGGCAUAUCCGCCCUAGAUGACCGGAUUAAGAACCCGGAUCAGCUCAUCGCAGUCGACGUCGCCAAGUUCUCUAAUAGCUUAGCUGAGUUGUACAGCAACCUGGCCAAACCUAUGCUGGAUAUGACCAUCUAUACCUGGUCGUUAUCCAACAGCGUCGGCGGUGAGGGCGUCAUGUUCAUGUCCCUACUAGUGCAGCUCUCGGCUGCCGUCAUGCGGGCCUUGACACCUCCGUUCGGCAGAUAUGUGGCGGACGAAGCGCGGCUCGAGGGUGAAUUCCGAUUCCAGCAUUCGAGACUCAUCGACCACAGCGAGGAAGUGGCACUGUACUACGGUCACGAGGCGGAGAAGGACACGCUUGACAAGGGCUACUUUACGCUCAUUAAGCAUGUGAAUUACAUCCUCCGUCGACGAUUCUACCACGGCUUGAUGGAAGACUUCGUCAUCAAGUAUUUCUGGGGCGCUCUGGGCCUCAUGCUCUGCAGCAUACCCGUCUUCUUCAAACUGCCCGGCCAAUUGGCUGGCACGUCCAGUAUGGGGGACCGGACGGAAUCGUUCGUCACUAACAGGCGGAUGUUGCUAAGUGCAUCCGACGCUUUUGGGCGAAUAAUGUUUUCCUACCGCGAGAUCAUGGAGUUGGCGGGCUACACGUCGCGGGUUGCGUCGCUAUUAGACGUCAUGGACGACAUCCAGGCCGGUCAUUUCGAGAAGAAGCUCGUCUCGAGCUCGGGCACGGAGGACAACGAGGCGGUAUUGAAAGGUCGAGGAAAAGUGGUGGAGAGCAAGGAUAUCGAAUUUAUCGACGUGCCGAUUAUCUCGCCCAACGGAGAUGUCUUGGUUAGGGCGCUCUCCUUCUCGCUCAAACAGGGCGAGCAUCUCCUCGUCGUCGGCCCCAACGGAUGCGGGAAAUCAAGUCUGUUCCGAAUUCUGGGGGGGCUGUGGCCGGUGUACGGCGGCACCGUCUACAAGCCGCCAUUUACGGACAUCUUCUAUAUCCCGCAACGUCCCUAUCUAUCGCGUGGAAGUCUCCGACAGCAGAUCACCUAUCCCGAUAGCCUGCGGACGGUGCGGGCUCGCGGGGUGACGGACGCGCAGCUCCUCGAGAUUCUCAAGAUCCUGUCGUUGGAACACCUCGUCGAGCUGUACCCGGAGGGCUGGGACGCGGAAGCGGAGUGGCGCGACGUGCUCUCGGGCGGCCUCCAGCAGCGGGUGGCGAUGGCGCGGCUGUUCUACCACAAGCCGCGGUACGCGAUCCUGGACGAGUGCACGAGCAGCGUGACGCUCGAGACGGAGAAGGUCAUGUACGACAACGCGAAGGCGCUGGGGAUCACGCUGAUGACGGUCAGCCACCGACGUAGCCUGUGGAAGUACCACAGCCGGAUCCUGCAGUUCGACGGGCAGGGCCACUACGUGUUCACCAAGCUGGACGCCGAGAGGAGGAUGAAGCUCGAGGACGAGAAGGAGGACCUCGACGUGCUGCUGCGGCAGGUGCCGGAGAUCGAGAGGAGGAUCGGCGAGCUGACGGCCGAGUAG